UCAGGAUCAGCUGCUCGGGGGCCGUGUGUGGCCAGAGCCAGGCACAUUUGAGACUUGGAUCUCAGUCCUAACACACAAGUUCCAGCAGCCAUGUCUGUGGAAGAGGAAAGCCGUCCUUUUGCCCAGCAGCUGUCCAACGUCUACUUUACAAUCCUUUCACUUUUCUGCUUCAAACUCUUUGUGAAAAUCAGCCUUGCCAUCCUUAGUCACUUCUAUAUUGUGAAGGGGAACCGCAAGGAAGCUGCGAGGAUAGCAGCUGAGUUCUAUGGAGUGACCCAAGGGCAAGGUUCUUGGGCAGAUCGAUCACCACUUCAUGAAGCAGCAAGUCAAGGCCGUCUUCUUGCUCUGAAGACUUUACUAUCACAGGGAUAUAAUGUAAAUACGGUAACGAUCGACCAUGUCACUCCUCUGCAUGAAGCCUGCCUGGGAGAUCAUGUCGCUUGUGCCAGAACUCUUCUUGAAGCUGGAGCCAAUGUGAAUGCAACUACAAUCGAUGGUGUGACCCCAUUAUUCAAUGCCUGCUCCCGAGGAAGUGCCAGUUGUGUUGAACUUCUGUUAGAGUACGGUGCUAAAGCCCAGCUAGAAUCAUGCCUCCCCUCACCGAUGCACGAGGCAGCCAGCAGAGGUCACUGUGAAUGUCUAGAAGCCUUGAUAUCAUGGGGCAUCGAUGUUGACCAAGACAUUCCUCACCUGGGAACCCCUCUGUAUGUGGCUUGUAUAGCACAGCAAUACCACUGCAUCCAAAAACUUCUUUAUGCAGGUGCUGACGUACAAAAAGGCAAAUAUUGGGACACUCCGUUACAUGCUGCUGCUCAGCAGUCCAGUAUAGAGAUUGUGGGUGCCCUGCUUGAAUUUGGGGCUGACAUCAAUGCGAAAAAUACAGAGCUUCAGCGGCCUGUGGAUGUAGCCACUCCCAAAAGCUUGGUGGAGAGGAUGUUGCUGCAGCAGGAAGCCACCCCAAGCUCUCUGUGCCAACUUUGCCGGCUGUGUAUCCGAAACUGCAUAGGAAGAGCGAGGCUGCAUCUUGUUCCCCAACUCCAGCUUCCAACAAUCCUGAAAGACUUCCUGCAAUACCGAUAAAAGCAGUAAACUCACCCUUGAUCACUCUAAAAGCAAAUGUUGAUGUUUGUUCUCUAGAAUGCUGUAUGUUGCCAAUCCAAAUAUACUGGAGAUGAGGUAAAAUGGGGGGUGAGAGCCCUCAGGAAAGCUGUUGAGAUAAUUCUAGUCUAAUAUCUACCUAUUCAUUGGAUGCUGAAUUAUUUUAGUUGAUGUUAACCUGUUCACCAUACUUUGUAUUUUAUGUAUGGUCUAGAUUUAUCACCUAGUCCAGAGAAUACUUUUGUUGAUGGUUGGACAAAAAAUUGAAAGCCUCUACAUUUCAUGUAAUCUGAUUUUCAAAUAGAAACAGAAAUGCAAACAAUGCAAACAUAUUAAAACUAUUUAAAUUGCAUUACACUGUAAAAUGUGAUCUGUAUUUCUUCAGAUCUCUGCUUAGUAGCUUACUCUUAUCUACUGAAACUUUAUUGCAGUUUGUUUUUGUAUAACUAGUCUGUGUGUCAUGCUUUGGAAAGAAUAAUAGGGAGAGAUCUUGGAUCAAAGCCGUGUACUGUAUUAAAGGAAAUUCCUUAUAUUAAUUUUUUUUGUACUUUUUCAUUCUAAGGAACAUUUCAAAAGGAAAGAUAAGAUGGCUUUGAACCUAGAUCUACAAAGAAUAUUUAACACUUAGUGUUUCUAAUUCUUAGAAAGAAAUACUUAGCCAUUAAGAACCUAAAUAGGGCUUGUCCAAGAAAUAAAACAAUAAAUGUUGCUUAUCUAGCAUAGACAGUGCCUAAGAUACUAUCCUAGCCCUUAGAGCCACCUGCUAGAAUCUCUAGGCCUGUCACUCACCUGUCACAAGUCCUCCUUGCGAGGGACUGACUACCAUAUCAGAGAUUUCUCCUCAUUGUUUACACAUAUCGGCUUAAGACCCAAGGAGCAGAUUUUAGGAAUUGUGAAGUAGAUGUGGUAACCCAAACAGGUAGGACUGAUAAUGUGGCCCAACUGAUCAAGAAGUUGUAAUGCACACUCCUUGGUCUCUAGAGGACAGGCCAGGCCAACACUGAAUAAAAUGCAAGAUAAAUCUUUUAGAAGAAACUGGUUAGAAGUUACAUCAUUUCAAGAAGAAAUACCAGUAGAAUACUAUUUUAAUAAGCUGAAGCAAUAUGAAAAUCUGCAACACUGUAUCCAAACCUCAUUAAUGGUGUUUUGUUUUUGUUUACAAUAAAAAGUAGUAUUUGCUGUUUUUAUAGAUAAUAAUGAAUGGAUGGAAUGGGGUUGGGAGAGAGGGGUAUGUUCUGAAUAUGGGGGUUACUUCCAAACCAGUGGUGCCUGCAAGGAUAAUAUGAUUAUAUUCAUCCCUUGAGUUGUAAGUAUAUUUGAGUGAAAUGUAAAAUAUUCUUAAUAAAAUCUGAUUUUUUUCAAAA
Molecule: messenger RNA, 2462 nt
Organism: Gracilinanus agilis (Agile Gracile Mouse Opossum)
Lineage: Eukaryota; Metazoa; Chordata; Mammalia; Didelphimorphia; Didelphidae
Gene: ASB5
Product: ankyrin repeat and SOCS box containing 5
Exons: 7
Coding region: 91-1080 (329 amino acids)
Biological process (GO): intracellular signal transduction; positive regulation of protein catabolic process; protein ubiquitination
Molecular function (GO): protein binding
Source: RefSeq, a predicted model, not a curated record